This is a messenger RNA of Helobdella robusta, 465 nucleotides long. RefSeq lists its product as hypothetical. Lineage: Eukaryota; Metazoa; Annelida; Clitellata; Rhynchobdellida; Glossiphoniidae. The transcript is spliced from 4 exons. Bases 1 to 465 code for a protein of 154 amino acids. The record is from RefSeq and is a predicted model, not a curated record. Gene Ontology annotation, molecular function: DNA binding.
AUGGAAAGUUUAAAUCAGGAUAAUAAUGCUAAUUUAUCGGAUUUUAUUGCAAAGUCAGCUAUUUUUGAUAGAAAAUACUUCACCAUUGUUAAAGUUGCUGAUGAUAAUGUAAAAGUUAAAGCAAAAUGUAAUUUUUGCUCAAAAAAAACGGUCAUAUCUGGAUCAAUUAAUUCACUGUCGAAUUUCACAACGCAUUUGAAAAGAAUGCAUGCCGAAAAAUUCAAAGAUUACCAAAAAUACAAAAACGAAUGGGUUAAACCCGAAUCAGCUGUAAAAUGUGGCGUAAAGAAGAAAGCAAAUGACGACAUAGAUUUAGAGAUUAGCAACAACAAACAACCUCAAACAAAACUUGUGCAGUCAAAUGUGGAGUCUGAUGACGAUUACUUUGGCUUCAGACUGAACACUUCAGAAUUUGCCAAUGCCACCACUUCAAGUUCCAAUGAUAAUCAUGAAUUCGGAAAAUAA